AUGACAGAAUAUGUUGCUGUCCUGCCAUUUAUGAAGUUUCCAGUUUAUGGAAAUUCUUUCACGGAGCUAAGCUUUAUGCCAAAUGGAUUAUGUGCUCAAACUCGCAGUAGGAAGUGUUACGCUGCAUGUGGUAGAGCUACACAAAACCACCACAAGCCUGGUGGAUUCUGCAUCACAAACCUAAAAGUAAAUCACAAGCAGAAGGUGACAAGCAUGAAAUGCUAUUGUUUAGGAACUUUAAUAAGUACAAAUGGUGAUCCUUCUGUGUGGAUUCCUGUAAUUGAUCAAGUGCUCCUCAUGUCAAGUAUUUUUCUUACACAUUUGGCUGGAGUUAUACCUGCUGAUGGGCCCUUUUCAACUUCUAGAAGAAACAAAUCUAGUGAUACUGUGGAUCCUGAUGGGACUCCCAUUUCUGGUAGUGGUGUAAAGAAUGAUAAGGGCAAGGAGGUUAGCUUAGAGUUGUCAUGGGAUACUGUGGAAAACAAACUUAUCAAUUCCAUAACUGCAAUUGAACAUGGGACCAAACUUGAAAAUGAAACUAUGGAAUCAGGACAAACUGCCAACAAAUCUUCAAGUUUGUCUGCCAUUGCAGAGGGUCCCAGGUUCCGGUUGAUGUUGGCUUCUUUUCAUUGGCUUAAAAACGAGGUGGACAAUAUCUAUAGAAGCACUUCUACAUCAGACAUGAAAAAUCUGCAGAAGGUUUUCUCUGAAACCCUACAGAGAUCUUCAUUGUCUAUAUGCACGAAUUGGCUGAAAGAAGAGCUUUUAUUAAGAAACAAGAGAUCCAUGAAGGAACUCCCCCUUCGAUUAUUUGAAAAGUUAAAAGGAGAUGACUCAGUUGUACAAAUGGUUAAAAAAUCAGGCAAGGAGGAUCUUUAUACUGAACUACUUUACAUACUUAGAUUUGAUUCUGUCAGCCAGGAUUCCCGUUAUGAUGACAAUUUUUUUGGUUGUUGGGGGGUUUCUGUGUUGGAAGAUUUGGUGAUCACAUUAUCUGAUGGAAUCGCGAGCAUCUAUUUGGAGUUAAUUUCUGUAGACAGUGACAUGUCAAAUGACAUAAAUGACCUCGGUUUGAAUUUGUGCACCUUAUCGACCCGAGCACUUCAAAGACUACGUAACGAGGUGUCACUGAACCAGUGGUUUGUUCAAAACAUGGAGACGGUUGUAUCCAUGUAUGAGGAUCGGUUUGACCUUCGUGUCCUUGAAAGUCGACGCGUUCUUGAAUCCUCCAAGGGCAAUUCUGGAAAGUUUGGUUGGUUGAAGAAGAUUGGUGUAAGGAAAUCAACACCAUUACCAUUGGUGUCUCCUUUAUUAUGCUAUGCUGUAAUCAGCUGUGUUCGUGUGCCUGUGAAGCGCACCAAAGAAUUACGGGGCCUCGUGGGCUGGAGGUACUAUUUCAGCCUAUACCUUGAGCUGAGUGAUAUUGGAAUGCCUUUUGUAAGGACGGUUGCUGCAAAGAUUAGCGAUGCAGUGUCGUUCUUUUUGGUUUGUUUGAUUGGGAGAUCUUUGGGACUUAUUUACACUGGGAUAAGACAGUCGCUGAGCCAAAUUCGGCUUCGACUUUAUAAUCAGAUUCGAUUUGGGUUUUUAAUAAAUUCAACGCCUGGGGAAAGAAGAGUCGUACAUUGUUACACGAGUACGACUAUGGUGAUGCGAUCAGUAGGUAGAUGGUAUCAUAUAUUAAGGAAGUAUCAAACAUCCAGACGGGUACUCAACUCGGUUGCUCUAUAUUCAUGCCGGAAAAUCAACAAUGGUGGAUUAAUACAUAAACAACAUACUCAUAGGUUUUCAACUGUACCAGAAUCAUGUAGAACGUCUCCUUCAGAGGUCGAUCUAUUGUCGACCUUCAUCAGAUCUAGUCUUAACGAGCUCGAAGGUCCCUCUCAUUGUUGGUUCAAUAGAAGCACUACCACCAAGGAUUUAACCGGGAAAAAUGGAGUCUUCUUAGUUGUUGCUGGUGCUUUUCUUGAAUCAGGCCACAAUUCAACCUUUAUGUUUGAAAAAGUAAAAUCACUUCAACAAAGGCAUCCUUCCCUCAAUGUUAUGGGAUUUCAAGUCUGUAAAUCAGUUAGCAGUGAUGUUGUUUGUUCUCAUUUAGCAAAGACUAUCAUGAGUGAAUACAUCACAUUUCCUAUUUUAGUCUCGACCAAAUCUCUUUCUGAGAUGUCUGAUAAAAUGGGCUACAUAAUAUUUAAAGGUAUGGAAGGUCCUCUACUCUUGCAUGACAAGGAUGUGGAUUUUGAAAUUCUCGAGACAGCCAUUAAGGAGUUAAUCUUUCAACAGAAAGAAAAACCAGGAUUGUUGCAUAAUCUGAGAGGCAGUUGGGUAAAGCCACUUGAUGCUUUAAAGGAACCAUAUCUCUGUUCCCCAUUGCAGAAUUUACUUCUUUAUUUUCCAGGUUGCAUUGAGGUUGAUGAAGUUAAUGAACGGUUGUUUCUUUCUGACACAAAUCACCACCGUAUAAUUGUCUUUGAUGGCAAUGGAAAUAUCUUAGAUUGUAUUGGAUCUUCACCUGGAUUUGAAGAUGGAGAGUUUGAAUCAUCCAAAAUAAUCCGCCCUGCUGCUUUGUUUUAUCACAAUGAGGAUGAUUACCUCUAUUUUGUUGACUCAGAGAAUCAUGCUAUAAGGAGAGCUGAUAUGGAGAGCAGGACAGUUGAGACAUUAUAUCCAAAACCUAAUGUCAGUGAGACAAAAAGUGGUUUAGUUAGUUGGAUCAUUGAUAAACUUUGGAGUACGAAAGACAUUCCUUCAAAUUCUGAGGAAGUUGAUCCUAAAUUACUUUUUUACCCCUGGCAUCUUCUCAAGUCAUUGGAAAACGACCUCUUUAUUCUCAACCACAGUUUAGAAACUUUAUGGAUCUUGGAUCUGUCAUCUGGUAUCAUUAAAGAAGUGGUCAAAGGAUCUGCAAAGAUUAUAGAGAUCUGCGGACAUUUGAUAAAGGAGAAAUCAUCCCUUGUAAAAGAAAUACCGCCUAGUCAGCUUCCACAAAAUAAUUUCUCGGUCGAGGGUAUUUCACAUGCAGGUCUGCUCUCUUCCGUGGCAACUUUUCAGGACAAUAUCGUAAUUUGUGACACAGAUGGUCAGGUGGUGCUGAAAUACAACAAAACUUGUGACUCAAUGACAAGCUUUGAGUUUUCAAAUUUUGGAAUGCUUGGAUUGCCAUACUGGUUGGUGCCCCCUAUGGAAUCAGCUUAUGCUGCUGGUUUUGGUGUCGCGGGACUUCCCCUGGAUCAUAUUCAACAUUUCAGCUUGUUACCAGGCAGGAUAGACAUAAGGAUGAAAGUAGAAAUCCCUCAAGAUACAGAGCUUGUGGAGCCGCUAGAUGAAGCUUGUAUUUGGCGCCAAACAAGAGGCACUGCCACUGAAACUUUAGGAGCCGAGAACAAAGCUGAAUCCACAGAGAAGGUUGGUGUGGCCCAACAAUGGUAUGAUGAGUUAGAUGAACUUGCGUCUUUAACACAAAAACAAGUGGAUGCUGAAGAGGAUAAAAAUAUGUCUGAUUCCAGAGUGCAAGAUGGGAAUGUAUUCAUUGAUUGUGCUGUGAAUACUAGCCCAGGAACAAGUGAGGUUAUUAUCAAUGCUGCAUUGUACUUGAGAAUUAAAAGCGGUGAUGAUUCUAAGAAGAAGCAGGAGGUGGGUAGAUUGAUAGAUGCUUUAAACCUGAGUGGGAAGGGUAACAACGUCUUUUUGAGGCCAUUACAUGUGAAGUUAAAGAUCAAUUCACUUGACCACCCAAAAGCAGACAACUCAAAAGACAUAAUUUUGACAGAAUCUGCUAUACAAGUUAAUGUUUCUCUCAAGUAACUGCACUUGUUUGUGUUAUAUAAUUAUUUUUUUGUCCCUUUGGGGAGGCUGGUGGUUUGCCACCUCAUCUUUUGGUAAGAAAUGUUUUUCAAAUCACUUGUUUUGGGCAAUCAAAAGAAAAUUUUGUACUUUAAUAAUCGUUACUUGAAAAUUGAAAUUACUAACUUUUAUUCUGACUCA
Molecule: messenger RNA, 3984 nt
Organism: Lactuca saligna
Lineage: Eukaryota; Viridiplantae; Streptophyta; Magnoliopsida; Asterales; Asteraceae
Source: the annotation of a GenBank genome assembly